CUCUGUUGUUGACAAGGAUAUACAACAUACAAUGUACAGAGGUGGAAUACAGGGUGCAGGCCGUCAUUCAGGCCGGCAAAGGGUCCGGGUCCAGCGUGUCGGCAAUCAAGUUGCCCUCGUGCCUGGCAUUGCACCUUCAAGGCCAUGACGAUACAGGACCCAACACGCCCGGACACUGCACCAUCCAGAUGGUACUGAGCGCUUGUCACCAGUACAUUGUAGACCACUGCAGUGCACAUACCCAGAUACCUUGUUGUUUACAAAAUGUUGAACGGUGCAAGUUUCUUCACGAUGCGAGAAACCGCCAGAAAAACUCAAAUCACGUGAGUGUCGGCUAGACUUCCGCAUUGAGCAAUGACGACACGUCGGCGAAUCUCUCGCCGAAACGCAAAGAAACUCGACUUCGAUUUCGUGGACGACGGAGACAUUCGCUCACCGUCACUUUCACGACGCCAGAACAAGAAUAAAUGCCAUCUCCCAAGCUCCUGUUGCUUAAUUUUCACCGGUGAGUUACUACGACAGAACACAUAGGGCGCUAAGUUCGUUUCUAAUCACCCUCAACCUUCAAUCCUCGUUCCCUCCAAUCCAAUGUCCUCCUCCUCUGCAACUCCUGCCGCAUCCACACCUACGUCUACAGCCACGACCCUGUCCGAGAAGACCGAAAAGUUCGACUACCACUACGCGCAGCCAAAAUGGUGGAAAGAGUCGGUCGUGUACCAAGUGUAUCCAUCCUCGUUCCAAGACUCCAACGGUGAUGGCUGGGGAGAUGUCAAGGGUAUCACUUCGAGGCUGGACUAUCUGAAGAGCCUUGGAGUUGAUGUGAUAUGGACAAGCCCUAUCUACAAGUCGCCCCAGGCGGACAUGGGGUACGACAUCUCCGACUACAAGGCCAUUGACCCGAUGUAUGGCACGCUAGAAGACGUGGACGAGCUCAUUGCCGAGCUGAAGAAGCGAGACAUGAAGCUGAUGAUGGACUUGGUUGUCAACCACACCUCGAAUCAACACCCUUGGUUCCUAGAGAGCAGAUCGUCCAAGGACAACCCGAAGCGACACUGGUACAUCUGGAAACCACCCAGGUCCGUCAGCGAGAGUGGUGUGCCCGAACCACCUAACAACUGGGCUCAGAUUCUAGGCGAAGCCAACUCGGCCUGGACGUACGAUAACACGACCGGCGAGUACUACCUGUCGUUGUUCACACCCGAUCAGCCAGACUUGAAUUGGGAGAAUCCUGAAGUCCGCGAAGCCGUUUGGGACGUGAUGCGGUUCUGGCUUGACCGUGGCGUGGCUGGUUUCCGCAUGGACGUGAUCAACAUGAUCUCGAAAGUACCCACUUACCCUGAUGCUCCGCCGACGUUGGAUCCGAUCAGUCACAAGUACCAGCCCGGAUCGCAAUUCUUCGUGAAUGGACCAAGGAUGCAUGAGUACCUCCACGAAAUGAAUCAAAAAGUGCUAUCGCAUUACGAGACGAUCACGGUCGGUGAGAUGCCUGGCAUCUCGGAUCCGGACGAGAUCUUGCGCACAGUAGGCUCACACGCCGGGGAAUUGAACAUGAUUUUCAUCUUUGACGUCGUGGAUAUUGACAAGCCGAACGUGCGCAUGGCGCUGAAACCGUGGGACGUCAAGGAACUGAAAUCGAUCGUGAGCCGAUGGCAGCGGACGAUGAUUGACCGGGAUGGUUGGAACUCGGUGUUCAUUGAGAACCACGACAACCCACGCAGCGUGAGCCGAUACGUCGACGACGCCAAACCAGUGCGCGACAAAGGCGCCAAACUGUUGGCUCUGAUGCUGACCACCCUGGGCGGCACUUUGUUUGUGUAUCAGGGUGAAGAAAUCGGCAUGCGCAAUGCACCGCUCGAGUGGGACGUCGGCGAGUACAAAGAUAUUGAGACCCAGAAUUACUGGAAGAAGGUGCAGCAACUGCACGGCGACGACUCCAAGCAGCUCGACCAUGCCAAGCGCAUCAUCCAGAUGAAGGCCCGCGACCAUGCCCGUACACCGAUGCAGUGGAACCGGUCCGAGAAUGCCGGUUUCUGUCCGCCGGGCGUCCAGCCCUGGAUGCGCGUCAUGGACGACUACAAGGAAGGCAUCAAUGUCGAAGACCAGCUGAAUGCGAACAACCCCAACGAGCUGUCGACCUUGCAGUUCUGGCAGCGGAGCAUCCAACAUCGCAAGAAGCACGCCGACGUUUUUGUUUAUGGUGACUACGAGGAGGUCGUCCAUGAAGACCCGGACGUCUUUGCCUACCUCCGCACCAGUGCCAAUGGCGCCGAGCGCUGGCUGGUUGUCAUGAACUUCUCCGGCAAAGAUGUCGACUGGUCUCUCCCAGAGUCGCUGAAGGUGGACUUCUGGGAUUGCAGCAACUACCAACGAGCCCAGCCGGACAAGCCAGUCAAGGGCAAGAUUUCACUCAAGCCAUGGGAGGGUUUGUUGGGCAAGAUCAUUGUGGAGUAAGCAGAGAGUUUUUUUUUUAAAAAUUCUAAUCUUGCCUAUUCGCCAAAAUCCGCCCUCAAUUCGCCCACUUCCCUUCUGGGUUUCUCAAGCUUUCACCUCCUCGGCGGCGUGGCCCAAUGGCAAGGCGCUUGACUACGAUUCGUUGGGAUCAAGAGAUUGCAGGUUCGACCCCUGCCGUCGUCACAUUUUGGGGUUUGUUUUUGCAUUUUUAGUCUCUGUCACUUAUUAUUAUGCAUGGCCGUGGCGUGGUGGCUUAUUUUUAGACUUAUUUUUAGACUAGGAAAACAGAUAGACUAUGACAGCACAGCUCUGUAGAGCUGUUGAUUAUGUGGCUGGUAGAUCUCGAGAGAGGUGAAGUUAUGCGGUCAAAAAGGCAGACAUUAUUGAACAGAUGAAGUUCCCGGCACAUAUGACUGUCCACAGGAUCCGGUCCGCUGAAUGAGUUGUACAGUGUUCAAGUUGUCGGAAUCCUGUGUAGAGAGUACCUUGUAGAGCUGCAGUGCAUGGCAUCUUUGACUGUAUAACAGUGGUGUGGCCAAGACAAAAAAAAGGUCAGAUUUAAUAUUAGUGGGUCCCGAAGAAGGUAAAAUGAACAUAGGACCUGAUAUACAAUGUUAGCUAAACAGUAAACCUUCUCUCCCUGGUAUGCUACCUUCGAUGUCCCUCGAUAGUCUACAGCACCAUUCGCAUGGAUGGCGAACCGGGAUGCCCAAUGGAGACGUGCAGGGAAGCAGGCCAAGUUAGACGUUGGUAGUCCUGUAUGUCGUCUCCCAUGUCUGUUUGUACAGGACUGUGCUGGUAUCAAAGAGCUCACAUUUCCAUAACGGCCCAAGAAUACUCUUAGCAUUCUCCAUGGUACUCGCACAUGUAAGCAAUCAAGGUCAAGGAGUCGUUUGCAACUUUCCGACCCGGCGUCCCCAGGUUCUGCUGAAAAUCCUUCUCCUUCAAGUAGAGAAAGCAAGUGAUAGCGACGGCCGGGCCCCGCGGACACCGUGGACUGACUCGUAUGGCCUCCAUCAACCUUGA
Exophiala dermatitidis NIH/UT8656 is the source of this 3477-nucleotide messenger RNA. Its product is annotated as trehalose-6-phosphate hydrolase. The record is from RefSeq and is a predicted model, not a curated record. Gene Ontology annotation, biological process: oligosaccharide catabolic process. The transcript has a single exon. Gene Ontology annotation, molecular function: alpha-amylase activity. The coding region runs from base 589 to 2451 and encodes 620 amino acids. Lineage: Eukaryota; Fungi; Ascomycota; Eurotiomycetes; Chaetothyriales; Herpotrichiellaceae.